Messenger RNA from Cydia strobilella, 1343 nucleotides. RefSeq lists its product as uncharacterized. Lineage: Eukaryota; Metazoa; Arthropoda; Insecta; Lepidoptera; Tortricidae. The transcript has a single exon. The record is from RefSeq and is a predicted model, not a curated record. The coding region runs from base 107 to 706 and encodes 199 amino acids.
UGUUUACUCGGCUCGAAGUUGCUUCGCACGGUUACCGUUACUAGGAAGAUCUUUUUCUUCUGCUUUUAUAACGAAUCUAAUAACUUGCUUGUACUAUGAAUUAUGAAUGUUUAUUUUUGUAAAUAUUAAUAAUUUGUCAUAUUCGUCAACAGAAAGGAAGGGAUCAGCCUCAUUUUCGAAAAUUACAAUUGGCAUAAAUCACAAAAUUGUUAGAGUAAAGCAGGGCAAUCCUUUCCUUGUCUGUUGGCAGAGGCCGGAGCGGCGCUCGACCGCGGGGCCGCGCUCGGCCGGCAAGCCCGCUCCCGUGGACCUCCGCACGGCCGCGCCUCACGCUAGCUCCGCGUUGCUCGCGUCCGUCCUCGCCGUCCCGCCCCCGCCUCGCCCUAUAACCGCGCCCGCGCCCGCGCCCGCGCCGCCCGAACACAAACCGAACCUCGCGCCCGCCCGGAAAGGAGGACGGUUCCGCUCCAACUGGCUCUCGCUCUACCCUUGGCUACAAUAUGACGAAAUGCAAAACAUCAUGUACUGUAACGUUUGCCGGAAAUGGGCGCACGAACUUACCGUCACUAGGACUUCGUUCAUUGAGGGAAACGCGAACUUCAGAUUGGAAAUAGUGAACCAUCACGACAAGUGUAAAGCGCAUAAAUUUUGUCAAGAACGUGAACAUACACAAAGUCUGCCACAUAGGAACGAUGCCGUUAGUUAGUGCAUCUAGGUUUAUAUAACCGGUGACCGUGAGAAAUAUAUUAGGGACUAUAAUUAGAACAUUUAGAACGCUGUGAUGUUUCUGCCUUGAUGUGAACAAUAUAAACCCCCAUCUUCCUUGCGUUGUCCCGGCAUUUUGCCACGGCUCAUGGGAGCCUGGGGUCCGCUUGGCAACUAAUCCCAAGAAUUGGCGUAGGCACUAGUUUUUACGAAAGCGACUGCCAUCUGACCUUCCAACCCAGAGGGGAAACUAGGCCUUGUUGGGAUUAGUCCGGUUUCCUCACGAUGUUUUCCUUCACCGAAAAGCGACUGGUAAAUAUCAAAUGAUAUUUCGUACAUAAGUUCCGAAAAACUCAUUGGUACGAGCCAGGGUUUGAACCUGCGACCUUCGGAUUGCAAGCAUUGAUGUGAACAAUAUAAACAUUACUUUGGAAAGUGCCAUUAGCAACAAACGGAAAGCAUUUAAGUAAUUAUAAUUAACAAUCAAUGAAAACUUCGAUAUAAUAUUAUAAUAGUGAUUAUGUCUAUGAUCUCGACUAUUGUUUUGUUGUUAAAAAAAGUGUGGUUUAUUAUCAAAUAGGUGGGUAUUUCAUGUAUCAGUACAAAGCAGUGAAUAUUUCAUAUUUAUACAUUGCACC